Myzus persicae (green peach aphid) is the source of this 1658-nucleotide messenger RNA. Its product is annotated as lysosomal-associated transmembrane protein 4A. The record is from RefSeq and is a predicted model, not a curated record. The transcript is spliced from 6 exons. The coding region runs from base 284 to 1228 and encodes 314 amino acids. Gene Ontology annotation, cellular component: lysosomal membrane. Lineage: Eukaryota; Metazoa; Arthropoda; Insecta; Hemiptera; Aphididae.
AAUCAAUACGAAAGCCUCGAACUCCCAACUCCCAAGCACAACUGCACAACUCCCGACGUACGUGCACUGCGUCGCUGCUCAAUCCAGUAUCCGUUCCACAGUCCGUUCGUCGUACGUAUUUUGAGUCUCAGUCGCUGUCGCCGAUCGUGUGUCGUUGCUUUUGCCGAGCUUUCUCCCUCGUCGUCAAAAAUUGAAAUAAAUGUCAUUAUCGCCGUCCACUGAUUCGAAAGUUACAUAAAAUUAUUAUCCAGUCGCCCGCAACUGUUACUACCACUACGACGCAAUGCAAACUCAACAACCUCCUACUAACUCAACAUUCAAAUUUAUUGAGCGCCGUAAAAAUGAAUGGCGUUGUCUACUUUGUUGUCACGUCAGAACGGGAACCAUUUUCCUUGGAUUAUGGCAUUUGAUGUUACAAUUACUUGCAAUAAGCACGCUUGGAGUGUUUUUGCGACAUCCAGAAUUAUUAAAACCUGUUCAGAUAACAAGAACUUCAAUAGACCAUAAUGAAUUACCAACUGCUUUAGCUGAACGUAACAUUCCAACUUUUAAUGUUAAUUAUGUUUCAACUGAUGGCUCUUCUGCGUUAUCAAACUAUGAUCAAGAUGAUAUGAUUGAACCUACAGUCGGAGGUACAAAGGGUGAAAGAUAUUCUUCAUUUGGAAUGUUUAUGGGACGUCCAUUGCAAUUAGAUGAUUUAAAUUAUGGAGUGUUUAUAAUAUUUUUCACAUUAAUUAUUACUAUUUCCAUGAUUUAUGGUGCCAUCAAAGGAAAACCUAAGUUGUUAAUUCCAUUUUUUUGUAUGCAAUUGUUUGAUUUAUUUGUGACUAUAUUGUCGGCUUUUGGAUAUCUAUGUUAUUUGCCAGACUUCCAUCGUCUCAUGAUCCGCACCGAAUCUGAAUAUAUGUCAAGUGGUAUUACGUAUAUAAAUCCACGAUUUAUAUCAUUUAUAGUAAUCUUUUCUUUGUGUGUUUCAAUAAUAUCUAAGGGAUAUUUUGUUGGCGUAGUUUGGAGUUGUUACAAGUAUCUGACAUUAAAACGUAGUUCAGCUCAACCAACUAUUCAUUAUAUAGAAUCAAACUUUGUUGUUCAAAAUCUUUUACGUCCGGACUAUGAUUUUAACAUGAAAAAAUUUCCUCCUCCACCACCUUCUUAUGCUGUUGCUGUUGGAGAAGAUAAUGCUACCCAUCCUGAUGUACCCCCACCUGCAUACAGUACUACUCAUUAGAGCAAAAUUCAAGAAGAUAUUAAUAUAUUAUUUCUAGUUGUAAAACAUGUCUUUAAUGUACCUAACAUUUGAGUAUAAAAAAAAAAUAUAUAUAUACAUAUAUAAAAUAUAUUACUUAUCAGUAUAAAUUAAUAAUAAACUAGUCCCCUUGGAAAGACUGGAAGAAAUUUGUUAUGAAAACCAAUAGAUAAAAACGCUAAAUCAAAUGUUUAAUCAUCUUAUAUACAAAUACAAUCUAUUGUUACUUUUAAUCCUGUUGUAUAAAUUGAUUUGAAAUUUUAUGUAAUUUUUAUUAUAUUAUGGUGCAAGUGUUAGUUAAUCUUCUUAAGUGUAUUUGUCUUAUUAUUUUUUAAUGAUCACAAUUUUAAUAUAAUUGAUUUAAUAAUGUCUCAUAUUCAUAAAUAGCACAAUACAACUGGUAUUUGUUAAA